Molecule: messenger RNA, 841 nt
Organism: Lingula anatina
Lineage: Eukaryota; Metazoa; Brachiopoda; Lingulata; Lingulida; Lingulidae
Biological process (GO): regulation of insulin-like growth factor receptor signaling pathway
Cellular component (GO): extracellular region
Molecular function (GO): insulin-like growth factor I binding; insulin-like growth factor II binding
Source: RefSeq, a predicted model, not a curated record
GAGGAAAUACCGCACCUCAUAUUUAUGUGGCAUUAUUUUCCCAUUUGUGGAUCACCACCCGAAGCUUAAUAGCACUCAUCCCCUAUAUAAGUCAGGCGUUAGGCAAACAUAGUCAACCGACCACUGAUUAGAGCACUUCAGCACCCAGAGAGCCAAAGACGACAGCCAGUGUGUUCUAUUGAGAGGACUUUGAACAUAAUUUAUUUUUGUGAAACAUCAUCGAAUACUUUCGUUUUUGUAAGAUUUUGCAUUAUUUUUGGUACAGCUAAGAACCUGACCUGAGCAGAUAUUAGUUUACAGCAUUUGACAAUUGAGACAGACGUUCCAACUGAAAUUUCUUCUUCAACGCAACUCAUCAUUCGACUUUGCAAGCAAGAUGGUUUCUGUCAAAGUUUUAGUUGGACUCACGCUGGUGGUUCUAGCGUGCAUUACCCCCCUGACGUCGGCUAUGGGCUGCGGACUGCCCUGUUCCCAGCGCGUGCUAUCCAAAUGUAUCCGACCCACGGGCUGCGAGCUGGCCAAACGACCGUGUGGAUGCUGCCCGACUUGUGCGCUGAAAGAAGGGGACCUUUGUGGUGCUUGGACGUCAUGGUGCCAGAAAGGCCUAUGGUGCUACAGUGGUAUGAUGCGACUGGGCUUCGAAAGGGUUCCACCCGAAUUGUUCCAGUUCCGUGGCAUCUGCACCAAGAAGCCCGGCUUUGAGACUCACCAUAAACUGAACGACCCUACCAACCCCACCAGCAUCACCCACCAGGGCACCACUCUGCCCUCAGGCAUCACCUACGGCAAGGUAAUUAUGAACCUUUUGUUAUUUUGUUUUAGGUAAUCUCUUUGUAUGGCU